Molecule: messenger RNA, 3308 nt
Organism: Sardina pilchardus (European sardine)
Lineage: Eukaryota; Metazoa; Chordata; Actinopteri; Clupeiformes; Clupeidae
Gene: tcf7
Product: transcription factor 7
Exons: 12
Coding region: 216-1403 (395 amino acids)
Biological process (GO): canonical Wnt signaling pathway; regulation of transcription by RNA polymerase II
Cellular component (GO): chromatin; beta-catenin-TCF complex
Molecular function (GO): DNA-binding transcription factor activity, RNA polymerase II-specific; RNA polymerase II cis-regulatory region sequence-specific DNA binding
Source: RefSeq, a predicted model, not a curated record
AGUCCUAGCCUUGUCUUCAGCUCAAAUGCACUAUUUGUUGCUGCCGGGGCUGCAUUACUUUCAACUUGCGAGGCUCCUACACAGCAUAACAACUUUUGUUUUGUGUCGCGUAUUCACGUGUCUCCUGAGAAGAGGAUACUAGCUAAGGAAAAAAGUUUUCACCCUCUCAUUGGUGAACGGAAACUGCUGCGUUUUAAUUUCUUUUUCUAAGCAAAAUGCCGCAGCUCAACAGUGGUGGGGGAGAUGAUCUCGGAGCGAACGACGAAAUGAUUUCCUUCAAGGAUGAAGGCGAACAAGACGAAAAGAUCCAGGAGAACGCUUUCACGGAGAGGGACUUGGCUGACCUCAAGUCGUCUUUGGUGAAUGAAUCGGAGAUAAAUCAGAACUCAAACGCAGCGGUGGUCAGGCGAGGACACCACCACCACCACCACGAUGAGCAGAGAGUUUACCCAGAAAAACACAGAGAACAUCUCGAAGAUGUGUCGAAGCAGGAUGGAGGGAUGUACAAGCCGCCAUACUCCGGUUAUCCAUUCCUGAUGCUGACAGACCCAUACCUCCCAGGCGGAUCAGUGUCACCAUCUUCCAACAAAGUGUCGGUGGUCCAGCAGUCCCACGGGAUGACCCCUCACGGCAUGCUACUGCAGUAUCCCAGCUCUGACCACUUCAACCCCAGCCCUGCACACCUGCCCACGGACAUGAGCCAGAAACCAGGUGUCCACAGGCACCAGUCCCAGGAUCUGUCCAGUUUCUACUCACUUGCCCCUGGGGGCGUGAGCCAGAUCUCCCCCUCCAUGAACUGGCAGCCUCAGCCUGUGUACCCCCUCUCCUCCUGUGGGUUCAGGCAGUCGUACCCCUCCAGCCUCCCCAGCAGCUCCUCCUACCCCAGGUUCUCUCAUUCUCUGAUGCUGGGCCCCUCGGGUAUGCACCCCACAGGCAUCCCACACCCUGCAAUAGUGCCCCCCUCUGGCAAGCAGGAGCAUGACCAGUACGACAGAAAUAUGUAUGCCAAACCCCACCCAGAGCCCAAGAGAGAGAAGGAGCCCAAGAAGCCGGUGAUCAAAAAGCCGCUCAACGCUUUCAUGCUCUACAUGAAGGAGAUGAGGGCCAAGGUGAUCGCAGAGUGCACCCUGAAGGAGAGCGCAGCCAUCAACCAGAUACUGGGGAGACGGUGGCACGCGCUGACCCGUGAGGAGCAGGCCAAGUACUACGAGCUGGCCAGGAAGGAGCGACAGCUGCACAUGCAGCUCUACCCCAGCUGGUCCGCCCGGGACAACUACGAUGCAGGCCUUAGAGGGGCCGGGGCGGAAAAGCGAAAAGCUGAUGGGGGCAAGAAGAAGAGGAGGAAACGGGAGAAGCAGCAGCAACAAGACCCCACCACAGAUAACUCUCUUGACUGUUCCUAGGAGGAAAAAGAAGUGCAUUCGCUACCUUCAAGGAGGACGGUGCCCCAGCACCCAUUCUUCCGAUGGAAGUGCUAUAGACUCGCCCUCCUCCCCUGUGUACCCCUUCCAGCAGCCGCGCUCCCCCACCCCCGCCCCCCCACGCGCCCCCACGCCCGCAUCCCCCCCGCCCAGCGGCUCACCGCCCAGCAAACGACGCCACCCGCUCCACCCCCACCCCAAACUCCACGGACUGUCCAUUCAAACUUUAACCAGGCAACACAAGUGUCCGCCCCAAUAGUCCUGAGCCCCCCCCCACCCUUUACCCCCCACCCACACUAAGCACCCACCCGCUUCAAAAUUGCCCAAACCACAGCUGCCCGCAUCCACUCCCCCCCCCCCCCCCCACCCCCCCAACCCAAGGGGGGAAAGAUCAAGCUGCACCCUAAUGCAAACCACUCAUACCUGGAAAUGGCGAGGUCGCAAACCACCAGAGUGGCCACAUCACAGAUGCGCGUCAAGGAGGACCCAAUUAUACUCUGCGGUUAAGCCCAGGUUUCAAAUGACUUGCCAGUGUUUUGGCUGAUCGACCACUUCAUGGUGCUGUGAUGUUUCUUUUUUUAAAGGAGUUUUUAAAUCACGUUUCUAUUUGCUGUACCACUCUCAAAUCAUGUUUGAUACUAAAAGGAUUUAUCGUACAAAUUCUACUCCAGACCAGCAUCCAGAACAGCUCUUCCAAAACUGGAGUGCUAAAGUGGUAUAAACUCUAGCGCUUAAGAGAUUAGCAUAACAGCUGUGUUGGAAAUUACCAGUGAAAAAAUGUUUCCACCUCAAAUGGCAAGAUUUGUUUUUUCAACAGUCAAACUGUUAAUGCUUUACCAUUCUCACGUCUUCAGUUACUUCAUGUUCUCAAUGGAAGUCUGACUUCCCGUUCACAAAGUGGUUAUGAUCACUGAAGUCUUUUAAAAUGUCAGCAUAUACACUCCAGUUACCCAAAUAAACACAUCUGUACAGCUUUUUGCAGCUUUUACCAGGUUUUCCAUUCAAGGGGUUCAAUAUGUCCUUUUGUCUCAGUAUCUAUGGCACUUUCUUACUGAAUAACCUGCAUUCUGGAUUGGCCAACCAAAGAUUCUGAAAUUUGUGUCGGCAGUCUUAUUUGGUGUGAUGGGAAAGAUUUUUCUCCAGUUCAUAUAUAUAUAUAUAAAAAAAAUCUCUGAUCAUCCUCAGACUGCUUACCAUGGAGCUGAACCAUGGUCAGUUCACUGAAGAACAAUGACUAUUCCUUGCCUGGUGCAGUUUACUUCCAUUCCAUGUCCAUGUUUAUUAUUUGACCAUACGUCAGAGUAUGUUCCUCCCUGGCCUGUCAAACUCUUUCAGUUGUUGUAAAUCUACGUUUUUAUAAAAGUUGAAUCUCUUGAUACAGUAUAUAAGUAAAAAAAAAAAAAAAGCUUUUAUAUGUUUAAAAACUGUUUUUAGUUCUUUUGUCCUACAAGCAAUACAUUUCUAUUUUUUGUUUGGUUUUUAAAAGUAGUGUUUCCAUGUUUCAGUGUUCUCAGCCUCUUGUUUCUGAAACCUCCAUUUUGAGAUGAUGUCGUUUACCACUGCCACUGUGUGCAUGCACUGCCUUAGUUUACCAAAAAAAGACAGCUGACUGACAGACAUAGCUUUACUCCUAAGGUCAUGCUUGCGCACUCACCCUUGGAAAACAAGACGGUUGCCAGACAGAACAGAGAUAAAAGCGGCAGAUAGACCGGAGUAUCAUAUCUCUUUCCUCUGGACCAACCGUGCUCUCUGAUGCUAAACAACUGUAGACAGUCUCUUGUUUUGUUUUGUUUUGUUUUUUGUUUUUGUUUUGUUUUUUUAACACUUCUAGGUCUUGCUUAUGUGUUCAUGAUUUUGUUGGAUGUAUAUUAAAGUAUUUUGAAAAUG